Messenger RNA from Vigna umbellata (rice bean), 2085 nucleotides. Lineage: Eukaryota; Viridiplantae; Streptophyta; Magnoliopsida; Fabales; Fabaceae. The record is from RefSeq and is a predicted model, not a curated record.
UCUCAGACAGAUGAAUCCGAAGAGAACCUUUCAUGGAAAGCAAUUGGAUACUGUGGACCUGAUCCAAAAUUCAAAGCUCAGUUGAAGAACCACUUUUUAGAUGGAAAAUCUAAGGAAGCAGAAGAUGAUAAGGAAGAUGAAGAUGCAGAAGAGGUGAUAGGACCCCUCUACAAAGGUCUUGUCCAUCUGAAUAACCCACGAGACAUCGCUGCAGAUGCUCUGAGACAGUUAGGAUUCUCUGUCUCUGUCGUUCGUAGAAAGCACAAAGCUGCAGCAAACUUGUCUUCUCCUUCUUUGGUGAUUCAAUGUGAUGCUGUGGUGGUUGGUUCUGGCUCAGGGGGUGGAGUCAUAGCUGGUGUUCUGGCAAAAGCUGGUUACAAAGUGUUGGUGUUGGAAAAAGGAGGGUAUUCUGCAAGGAACAAUCUUUCCCUUCUUGAAGGACAAACCAUGGAUCAAAUGUACCUCAAUGGUGGAUUGGUUGCAAGUGAUGACAUGGGUAUGUUCAUACUUUCAGGAUCCACUGUUGGUGGAGGGUCGGCGGUAAACUGGUCUGCUUCCAUUAAAACCCCACAGCAUGUGUGCAAGGAAUGGUGUGAGAAACAUGGGCUUGAGCUGUUUGAGAGUGAAUUGUAUAGAGAAGCCUUGGAUGCUGUCUGUGAGAAGAUGGGAGUUCAAUCUGAGAUUGAAGAUGAAGGAUUCAACAAUGCUGUUCUGAGAAAAGGGUGUCAAGAGAUGGGAUAUCCUGUGAAUACAAUUCCUAGGAAUUCUUCAUCGGAUCAUUACUGUGGCUGGUGCUGCAUGGGUUGUAAGGAUGGGAAGAAGAAGGGCACCUUAGAAACAUGGUUGGUGGACUUGGUGAAAUCUGGAAAUGGAGCAAUUCUUCCAGGUUGUGAGGCACUAAAAGUCUUGCACAAGAAAAUGGAAGGGAGGGAUAGAAAGGUUGCAGGUGGAGUGGCCUUUGAAUUUGAAUAUAAAGGGAUUAAGGACAUUUGUGUGGUGGAGUCCAAGGUGACCAUUGUAGCAUGUGGAGCUCUAUGUACUCCAGCAUUGCUUAAAAGAAGUGGCUUAAGGAAUCAGAACAUUGGGAGGAACUUACAUCUUCAUCCAGUGGCAAUGGCUUGGGGCUACUUUCCAGAUGAACCUGCUUCUGAGGUGUGGCCGGAGGCAAAUAAGAAGAGCUAUGAAGGAGGGAUAAUGACAGCAAUGUCCUCUGUUGUUGCAGAGUUUGAACAAUCUGGAUAUGGUGCAGUGAUCCAAACACCUUCGUUGCAUCCUGGCAUGUUCUCAAUUGUCACACCGUGGACUUCUGGAGUCGAUAUAAGAGAUCGAAUGCGAAAAUUUUCUAGAACAGCUCAUGUAUUUGCACUGGCAAGGGAUAAAGGAUCAGGUACUGUGGAAUCACCACAUCGUAUCAGUUAUAAAUUGGCAGGUGUAGAUGAAAAGAACUUGCAGAAAGGAAUUGAUAAGGUGCUGAGAAUUCUGGCGGCUGCUGGAGCUGAAGAAAUUGGAACACAUCAUAAUAAGGGAAGGACCUUAAAUGUAAAGCAAGUGAGCUAUCAUGAGUUUGAGAAGUUCGUUAAGGAAGAAAGUUCAAGGCCACUUGCAGACCUUUCAACACCAUUGUGUUCAGCACAUCAAAUGGGGAGUUGCAGGAUGGGUUCUAAUCCAAAGCAAUCAGUGGUGAAUCAGACAGGAGAAACAUGGGAAAUGGAAGGCCUUUAUGUGGCUGAUACAAGUGUCUUUCCCACAGCUUUGGGAGUGAAUCCAAUGGUCACUGUUCAAGCUAUUGCUUACUGCGUAGCACAAUCUGUCCUAGAAGUUCUCAGAAGGAAAAGAAGUAAAUGAGGGGAAAAAAACGUGUGCUGUUUCUGUAGCUCCAAUGUUACUGAAUUCUCAGAAAAAACCUUGUUCAAAUAAUUUGGUGAGAAAUGCCAUGGUUGAAAUUCUAAAAACUUCAUGGUAAAUUUUAAAUUUUGUGUAUACAUUUUAUUAUAAUCUUAACUGUUGAUUUUAAAUCAACAGUAAUUACUGUAUUUUACCCUGAAAAGUGUUCCCUCACUUUAGAGGAAUCACAUCCUUUUACAA